Messenger RNA from Penicillium psychrosexuale, 1242 nucleotides. RefSeq lists its product as uncharacterized. The record is from RefSeq and is a predicted model, not a curated record. The transcript has a single exon. NCBI's taxonomy places the organism in Eukaryota, Fungi, Ascomycota, Eurotiomycetes, Eurotiales, Aspergillaceae. The coding region runs from base 1 to 1242 and encodes 413 amino acids.
AUGUCUCCAACAGGUAACAAGAUCCCCACUGACUCAUCUAGUCCAGCCAACUCCGGUCUAAGCCGCUCCUACAAGGAAGCUAGCAGCAGCCGGUGGCAACUAGAAGCUCUCUUCCAGACAUUCUUGGAGGACAGACCGGCCGAUACUGUUCUUGCUGUUCAAGAACGACGCCUUUUCAUUUCCUGGGACCUUAAGGCAAUCCAUUACUUGAGAAAAUGCUUGAGGACGUGGAUUCUGGACAAGGUCCCAGGUGACGCGAUCGGUGCAUUCCUCGUGACUGUCUUGUACGAACAAGACUUUCAUCUGGAUUAUCGACUGACCAUGAUGGUGAGAGAUGGGGAAACCCAGCUGCACAUUGCUCGUCGUUUGCUGGCAUUCUAUCAAAUCCGAGAUGAAGAAGGCGAUCCGCUCUGGGAUAAUGUGACCAUCUAUGCCGAAGACGCUCACCCGAAACCAUCAGUUGGUCAGGGAAAUGGUGCUGCUGGAAGACCUGCUGCCACGAAGGGACUUCCUCGUAUCCCUACACCACCGCCUGCUGAUCCGAGAUGGCCCUUCUUCAUAGGUGCGCUUAGCGACCCCGAGGUUGAAGACCUCAUGGACAAGUUAGGAGACGACGACCAGCAUGUAGAGGAAUAUUUGCCUCUCUUGUUCACCGGUGUGAGUAAGGAAGAUAUUCCCAUCAUCCAGGCGUUUCGGAGAUUCAAUCUCCACAAGAAUGAUUACUCCGAGCACAUUCCCCUGUCUGAGCCUGGGACCGAUCGGAUUGAACAUACACCGAAGCAGACUGACACAUCGCAGGAUAAGCCCUUACCUCCCGUUUCCAUGAAGAAGCCUCUCUCAAUCCUACCCACGGACAAGGCUCUUUCCGCUCAUAAAUCCCCCCUCCCCCUCCCCCUCCCCCUCCCGCCCCUUUCAUGCCCCUCAAGCCCAAAUCCCUCAUUUGUACGUGUGUCGACUUUCAAGGCAGAAAAGAAGAUUAAAGUCAGAUGGGCAGACUAUGUACCAAGCCAACAUGCUAACAUUGAACAGACAAAGGAUACGACGGGUCUACUUUCGUCCAGCAGAGCUCGCCCGAAGCCCCCCGUUAACGUCGACGACAACCAGCACCCUCCUCGUCCCUCAGACACUGUUCAUGCUUUUAUUCGAAGUCCUUGGCACUAUAAUAUUCCCCCGUCCCCUCCUCAACUAAAGAAGAGAGCGGGAGUCGAAGACUUGCGCAAGGCUCGAGAGCGUGGUGCUUGA